AUAAUUAAAUGCGUUUAAGGGUGAAAGGUGGCACAUGUUGGUGCCACUGCAACUUGACAGGUGUCACGUAUUUAAGGUUAGGGUUUGGGUGAAUCACUUAAACAUUYAAUUUUUGCGAAAUGGCUGAUCCGAAAUACGCCAAUUUGCCUGGAAUAGCCCUCGACGAGCCCGACGUUUACGAAACCAAUGACCUCCCAGAAUCCGAACAAGGUGUCGAUUUUUUCGAAGAGGAGAACGACGCGGUUGAACGAAUCCACAUUUCAGCUAGCGAAGCUUUCAAUAAAUUCAAGGGAAAGUUUCUCAAAGCCAAUAAUGUCGAUUUUUCGGAACGAAUUAGCAAACGAAUUAGGACGGGUUACGACGCACGUUCCGGCGACUGGGAAUUGGUGGGUGUCGGUGAAAAUGAGACACCUUUGCAGAAAUACCAGAGAUUGCAAUGCGAAAUGAAGGAAUUACUUGAAGAAGUUAACAAGYUACAAGCGAAAGGACCUGGAGACGACACCAAUUGUCUCGUUUCAAGUAAUCAAGUGGAACAAGCGCUCAAAAAACUCACCGACUUGAAACUGGAAGAUACAUUAGGGGCCGAAAUCGUUUCGAGCAUUUCUGACCCACAAGGGACACAAAUCAAAAAGUUGCUGUCACAACUGGAGCAAUUCAAAGCGAGUGCUCGUGAAAAAACCGAAUCUCAGGCCGAAAGUGACGGUUCCGGUAUUGUUUACCAAUUGAAUUACCGGCCAGAACAGGCCCGUUUGGUUCAAACCACUCGAGUGGCUGAACUYGAGGGGCGUUUGCAUCGUCUGGAGUCGGUUAUGGGCUCUUCCAACGAUAAAUUGACUCGAUUGGCGGCCGCUACUAAUAAGGGGACUUUGUUAGAGACAGCUCAGUAUUUGAGCGCCACCGCUAGUUUGUUAGAUUCAGCCCAGUUGGAUCACAUUGAAGGGCGGUUGUCGUGCUUGCAGCAAAAACUCGACGCCAUCGCCGAGAAAAAGAAGGAAAUCGCGCAAGACGAAGAGAAAGAUAAAAUGAUUCUGGAGCUGUACGAGGUGGUCAAAAACAGUGAAAAAAUCAAUAAACUCUUACCGCAAACAAUUGAACGUUUGAAAGCAUUAGAAGCAUUGCAUAAUAAAGCUACCGAUUUCGUGAAAACUUUGACGCAGAUCGAAACCAUUCAAACGGAAGUUCAGGCAAACGUACAAAACAACAAAACUCUGCUACAAGGCGUCCAGGAAAGUUUCGCAAUGAACUUAAACGAAAUCAACGCAACUGUGGUUAGUUUAGACGCUAGGAUUAAAGCUUUAAAGAAAAAAUAAUUUAUAGUAAAGUAAAAACUAAUUUAUUAUUAUAAAAAUUGUAACAAUGUAAUUUUUUCUAUUUGUUUAAUAAAUUAAUGUCAUUUUA
Messenger RNA from Tribolium madens (black flour beetle), 1398 nucleotides. It is a transcript of the gene DCTN2-p50, whose product is annotated as dynactin subunit 2. Gene Ontology annotation, biological process: mitotic spindle organization. The transcript is spliced from 5 exons. The record is from RefSeq and is a predicted model, not a curated record. Lineage: Eukaryota; Metazoa; Arthropoda; Insecta; Coleoptera; Tenebrionidae. Bases 120 to 1310 code for a protein of 396 amino acids. Gene Ontology annotation, cellular component: dynactin complex; centrosome; cytoplasm.